Gymnogyps californianus (California condor) is the source of this 5504-nucleotide messenger RNA. RefSeq names its product zinc finger MIZ-type containing 1 (gene ZMIZ1). The transcript is spliced from 22 exons. Lineage: Eukaryota; Metazoa; Chordata; Aves; Accipitriformes; Cathartidae. The record is from RefSeq and is a predicted model, not a curated record. Bases 149 to 3262 code for a protein of 1037 amino acids. Gene Ontology annotation, biological process: regulation of transcription by RNA polymerase II; protein sumoylation. Gene Ontology annotation, molecular function: zinc ion binding; SUMO ligase activity.
GGCCUCUUCAGAAAGGAAAAUGGAUCUGGUUAUGUGAGGGCAUUGAGGAAACAGUCCCCAGCUACUGAGAGGAAGAAAGGCCGGUGGGAAAUACUGAGAUUGAAGGAUUUUAAUGGCUUUCAGGUAGAAGAAAGUGGAGACAAUCAAAAUGAAUUCUAUGGACAGGCACAUACAGCAGACCAAUGACCGGCUGCAGUGCAUAAAACAGCACUUACAGAACCCUGCAAACUUCCAUAAUGCAGCAACAGAGCUCCUGGACUGGUGCGGAGACCCCAGAGCCUUCCAGAGGCCAUUUGAGCAGAGCCUGAUGGGUUGUUUGACGGUGGUUAGUCGAGUGGCAGCUCAGCAAGGAUUUGACUUGGAUCUUGGAUACAGGCUACUGGCAGUAUGUGCAGCCAACAGGGACAAAUUCACUCCAAAAUCAGCUGCGCUGCUUUCGUCGUGGUGUGAGGAGCUGGGACGGCUCUUGCUGCUUCGCCACCAGAAAAGCCGGCAGAACGAUCCUCCAGGGAAGCUACCCAUGCAACCCCCCAUGAACUCUAUGAGCUCCAUGAAACCCACUCUCUCUCAUAGUGAUGGGUCUUUCCCUUACGAUUCUGUUCCCUGGCAGCAAAAUACCAACCAGCCUCCAGGCUCUUUAUCAGUGGUCACCACAGUAUGGGGUGUGACUAACACGUCUCAAAGCCAGGUGCUGGGAAAUCCAAUGGCAAGUGCUAACAACCCUAUGAACCCAGCAGGAAAUCCCAUGGCUUCUGGGAUGACUACCAGCAACCCUGGAAUCAAUUCCCCUCAGUUUGCUGGACAGCAGCAACAAUUUUCAGCCAAGGCAGGCUCCACUCAGCCAUACAUCCAGCAGGGCAUGUAUGGGCGGCCCAAUUAUCCUGGAAGUGGAGGCUUUGGUGGCAGUUACCCUGGAGGCCCAAAUACCCCUGCAGGAAUGGGGAUCCCCCCACACACAAGGCCACCAGCUGAUUUCACCCAGCCAGCUGCAGCUGCCGCCGCUGCUGCAGUUGCGGCUGCAGCUGCUACAGCAACAGCUACAGCUACAGCCACUGUGGCAGCUCUUCAGGAAACGCAGAAUAAGGACAUGAACCAGUAUGGACCGAUGGGUCCAACUCAGGCUUACAACAACCAGUUUAUGAACCAGCCUGGUCCUCGUGGCCCUGCUUCUAUGCCAGGCAACAUGAACCCAGCAAGCAUGGGAGCAGGAAUGACGCCGUCUAGCAUGAGUGGGCCACCCAUGGGCAUGAACCAGCCUCGGCCUCCUGGAAUGAGUCCCUUCAGCACCCAUGGGCAGAGGAUGCCUCAGCAAGCCUACCCAGGCCCACGCCCCCAGUCUUUGCCUAUACAGGGCAUAAAGAGACCGUACCCAGGAGAGCCGAAUUAUGGAAACCAGCAGUAUGGACCAAAUAGCCAGUUUCCAAACCAGCCUGGUCAGUACCCCACUCCCAACCCUCCAAGACCCCUUACGUCUCCCAACUAUCCUGGACAGAGGAUGCCAAGCCAGCAAAACACAGGGCAGUACCCUCCUCCAACAGUCAACAUGGGGCAGUAUUACAAGCCAUCAAGGCCUGUACCUGUGGCAAAUUACCCUCAUUCACCUGUUCCAGGAAACCCCACGCCACCUAUGACUCCAGGGAGCAAUAUUCCUCCAUACCUGUCACCUAACCAGGAUGUCAAACCACCAUUCCCACCUGACAUUAAACCAAAUAUCAAUGCUUUGCCACCACCACCAACCAACCACAAUGAUGAGCUGCGUCUGACAUUUCCCGUGAGAGAUGGUGUUGUACUGGAGCCCUUCCGGCUGGAACACAACCUGGCAGUCAGUAACCAUGUCUUUCACUUACGGCCAACUGUUCAUCAGACACUGAUGUGGAGGUCUGACUUGGAAUUACAGUUCAAGUGCUAUCACCAUGAAGACAGACAAAUGAACACAAACUGGCCAGCUUCAGUCCAGGUCAGCGUUAAUGCAACCCCACUUACCAUCGAACGUGGCGACAACAAGACAUCUCAUAAACCUCUGCACCUAAAGCACGUCUGCCAGCCAGGAAGAAACACGAUUCAAAUUACAGUCACAGCAUGUUGUUGUUCACACUUGUUCGUGUUGCAGUUAGUACACCGGCCAUCAGUUCGAUCUGUACUUCAAGGUCUACUAAAGAAACGCCUCCUCCCAGCAGAACAUUGUAUCACUAAGAUAAAGAGGAACUUCAGUAGCGUAGCAGCUUCCUCUGGCAACGCGACACUAAAUGGGGAAGAUGGAGUAGAGCAAACUGCUAUUAAAGUGUCUCUGAAGUGUCCGAUCACAUUCCGGCGGAUUCAGCUCCCAGCAAGGGGUCAUGACUGCAAGCAUGUACAAUGCUUUGAUCUGGAAUCUUACUUGCAACUGAACUGUGAAAGAGGAACUUGGAGGUGUCCGGUAUGCAAUAAAACUGCUCUGCUGGAGGGCUUGGAGGUUGACCAGUAUAUGUGGGGUAUUCUGAACGCUAUACAAAACUCAGAGUUUGAAGAAGUUACCAUUGAUCCAACUUGCAGUUGGAGGCCAGUCCCUAUAAAGUCAGAUAUUCACAUCAAAGAUGACCCAGAUGGCAUUCCCUCAAAAAGAUUUAAGACCAUGAGUCCAAGCCAGAUGAUCAUGCCAAAUGUGAUGGAGAUGAUUGCAGCUUUGGGUCCUGGCCCGUCACCUUACCCAUCCCUACCCCCUCCUCCAGGAGGCAACAACUCCACUGAAUAUGGUAACCAAGGCAACAGUUACCAAGGUCAUGGCAAUUUUGACUUCCCGCACGGGAAUCCCGGUGGCACGUCUAUGAAUGACUUCAUGCAUGGGCCACAGCUGUCACAUCCCCCAGACAUGCCGAGCAGCAUGGCAGCUCUCGACAAACCUCUCAGUCACCCCAUGCAGGAAUCUAUCCCUCAUCCCGGCAGCACUGAUCAGUCCCAUACUUCCAUGCAGCAAGGUUUGCACGUCCCUCACCCCAGCAGCCAGUCAGGGCAGCCAUUACAUCACAGCGGGCCUCCUACCCAGCAGUCCCGGCAGCCGCCCCCGGCCGCUUCUAGCAACCAUCCACACAGUGACCUGACCUUUAAUCCCUCCUCAGCCUUAGAGGGUCAGGCUGGUGGACAGGGAGCACCCGACAUGCCGGAGCCCUCGCUGGAUCUGCUUCCAGAACUCACAAAUCCAGAUGAGCUGCUUUCGUACCUGGAUCCUCCUGAUUUGCCAAGCAAUAGCAAUGAUGACCUUCUGUCUCUCUUUGAGAACAACUGAAACCAUGUGUAUUCUCCCAUCCCUUUCACUUGUUCACACGUGUGUGGCUGCACAGCGAGGAAUCUUAACACUCCUUUUCCACAAGAGAAGAAAAAAAAACCUCACAACUUGAUCCAAUGGUGCACUCCCUGCUUUCUUCAUCUCAGAACUGGUUUUGUCAGCUUCAAAGACUGCGAAAGUGAUGGGAGAAAAAAAUACAAAAAAUAAAUAAAUGCAGUAAUCUCCGAGUCUGCCGUGCUACACAUGACAAAGAAGCAUAGACAGUUGUGCAGCUAUUGGAAACCCCAUUUGUUGUUCAUCCUCUAGAGAGAGAGUUCUGUGAUAAACAUAGUGUGAAGUAUCUUGGCAAAAACGAAUCUUGGCAAGGGAAGAAAAGGCAACAAAAUGGAACUGUCUUUAAUUGACCCAUCUCAGAGUGUCCUUCCAACGCGUGUUCUUCCAUUUUUUUGAAACUGUAUCUCCCUCCACCCCACCGCCCCUCUGCCCCCCUCCAACCACAGGUUUGCAUUGGAGUGAUUGUCCUGGCCGCACACAAAACGAAAAACAAAAACACAUGCAAAGCUCAAAAAAGCACAAAUCCUACAGUCAAGUGGCAAAGAUAGGGAAGACAUACAGGCCCGUCAGAGGGAGCCAGCAGUUUAGCUCACGCGACUUCAGUAGCAGAGUCCUGAGAAUCUCCAGGCUGCAGCCGUGGGUGUUGGUAUUUCUGCAAGCAGGAAUCUUAACCACCUCUUUGCAGAGGAUUCCUCUGGCCAAACACACAGAUUGGAAACACCCAGGAAAAAUUUAAAAAAAAAUAUUUCCAAUGUUUAGGGAUUUUUUUGUGGUUUUGGUUUCAAAUCAGUACUGUUUGUGGCUGCGUUAACAUCCAGCUGUUGAGAUUGCUGUAAUAGAUCUUUUUGCCAUGAAUGCCAUACGGAAUGGAAAAGGGAGGGGGGAUGCAAACCAACCUGUUCCUGAUUAUUACCUACAGCCUUCGGUGCCCCGAGCAUUGUGUCACUGUCUGUACUGCACAAUACGUAGUAAGACAAGAUGGGUUGAAGGCAGCCAGGAAAUCACUGCAGAAUGGAGGGAGAGUAACAUCACUAUCUGCAGAAUUAUUCUUAAUAAUCAGCUUGAGAAGGGGCAUUGACAUUGGACAGACAUCUUACAGCUUCAUUUUUGUUUUGCUUUGUGUUCCGUUUUCGUGACUGUUACAGAUGAUUCAGCCUUUUUCUUUUCUCCUCCUUCAGUUUCUUUUUUUAAACUUUGGCUGCCGGGAUGAGCUCUUUCUCCUGAAGGACUGGGCAUGGGGAGAAUAAGUAACUGUCGGUAGAUUGCUACUGCCCUCAAGAGACCCUGCUGCCACAAUCACUGUCUUGCCCCUGUGAUCUGUGCUUCUCGUGUGGUUGCUGCUCCUGCAUGAGCUUCCUAUUGCUUCUGUGCCCAUUUCUGUGCUCUUCGUCUCCCUCUCUCUCUUCCUCUCUCUUAUAAAUGAUGUACAGUAGCUGUGUAAGAAGUGCAUGUGUGCCAACUUUGCCCUUGUGGUGCAACAUUUCAGCUUUUGCCCACUGUACAGUUAUUGGCUUCGUUUCUUUUUGUUACUAAAGCAAAUUUGACCCUACUCCUUUUCCUCAUCCCAAACCCAAUCAAACACCCUUCGUUUGCUCGCCACAAUAUGUUUUAAACUGAAGUGCCAGGCAAAAUUUUGUUUGUUCCUGUUGGUUUGACUAGAUAGCUUCCUAGCCCUCUGUGUUUAGUUUGCAAUGCUGUAAAUGGCAUGCUCUGUGCUGACGACUCUGGAUUUGCUUUCCUCACCAAAGUCAAAUUUGUAAAUUCUUUGCGGUUUUUGUUUUAUUUUGCUCUUUUUGUUAACGUUUCCCACUACUGCUGUACAUGCGUCAUGAUAUAUAUAUGCUAGUCAGCAGCACCUUGCUGUAGAUAUUAAAGGAAAUGGCGGUUUAGUUCUUUUAUUUUCCAGUAGGAGUAUUGAAUCUGUCAAACAUAUUAUGUAGAGAUGGUCCCACACUUAUAUUUUUCCUGUUUCAAGUUUUUUUAAGAAAGGCGCUGUUCAUUAUGCAAAAUCAAUUAUUUUAAGAAUUGCUAUUGUAAAUAUCUUUGUGAAUAUUUUAGUAUCGUCUUUGAUAAUAUUCAACAUUUUCAUGAUCUGGUUAUACUUUUGCUGGUGUUUUUAAAUACCUUGUCUGAAGAAAAAUAUGGGUCCUUUUUUAAAAAAGACAAUUGAGGGUUCUUUAACAGAAUA